Molecule: messenger RNA, 4006 nt
Organism: Vicugna pacos (alpaca)
Lineage: Eukaryota; Metazoa; Chordata; Mammalia; Artiodactyla; Camelidae
Source: RefSeq, a predicted model, not a curated record
ACCAACCCUGCUUUGCAUUCUGGGUCAACUCGGCCUCACAUUUCCAGGAUGCACGCAAGGGAGGGAGUUUUGGGGGAGAGAAAGUUCUAGAAAGAAAGAUGGGAAGCUUUACAAAGGAAGAAAUAAAAACCAGUAGACGUGUGUGUGUGUGCGCGUGUGCGUGUGUGUGUGUGUGUGUGUGUGUGUGAGGCUUCGGUGAAUCAAGAUCUAAGAGGAAAUUUUGAGAGUAAAAAGUUAUAUGGUAAGGAGUGUUUGGAAGACGUGGAGGCCAGAAGGGCUUCUCUCCUUCUUACCUACUGGAAGUGGUUAUAGCACACAGGAUUGUAUGUGGAACACCAGCUUAUUUUGCCUUCUCUCCUGGGAGUCAGCAAUUAAGGAAGAGUCAGGAAAAGUGGCAGGCAUGCUGGGUAGCUGAUGAUUGAUUAAAGAGGAAGCUUGGAAGGAGAAGCUGCAGCUGGAGAGGCCCCUGUGAGGAUGGAGGUCACCACUCAGACCCUUUCAGAAAUCAGAGGGAGAACCUCGGAGCCCAGCACUCUGCAGGUAACCCUCGGCGGCCCGGACAGACAGAGUUCCUUACUUCCGAGUUACCGUCAUGCCCUUACUGACUCUGCCUCGACCCAGACAACGAGCCAAAAAUAUUUAUGACCUCUUGCCCCGAAGACAAGAAGAGCUGGGGAGACAUCCAUCAAGGAGUAUCCGUGUUUUCAGUACCGAGAGCCUCCUCUCCAGAAACUCUGACAGCCCUCCCUCCGAGUAUGUGCCCUCCCGAGCAGGCGAUGCCCCCCCCGUGCACGGAGCCCACGCUCACGCCAUGGGGUACGCGGUGGGCGUCUACGACAAUGCCGUGGGGCACCAGAUGCGCGGACACGCCGCUCCCCACGCCCACUACGUCAAUGUCAGAGCGCCCACAGGUUGCCCCAGCACUUCUUCAGAGGAUUCAAGGGAUUAUGUCAAUGUCCCCACAGCAAAAGAGGUUGCCGAGCAUUUAGCCUCCACCAGCAGUCCCCCUGGGAGCCUCUUUGUCCUCUCAAGUGCCGAGGAGCUGGAGUUCACUGGAGAAGGAGAGGAGGGCUGUGGGAACGCCAGUGACUGCACCAGUUUUUGGUCUCCAGGAGCUGAGGCCAGUGAUCCACCCAGCGACGGGGAAGAUUCUUCUCAGACCUCAAAUGACUAUGUCAACAUGGUCGGGCUGGAUCUCGGGGCUGUCCAAGGCAAGCGGCCCUGGGUGGCUCUUCAGUGCCGCAGAGAUUAUGAAAAUGUACCUCCGGCAGAUCCCAGCGGCAACCAGCAGCAGGAGGAGGAAGACAUGACAUCCUCAAACGCAGACCAGGUAGCGAGCAGGACGGAUGGUCCAAGGACCCACACCCAGCCUGUCACAGAGUCAGGGAGUCCCCUGGCUUUGAAGGAUUGUGUGGCCUGUCAGUCAUCUGCCCAGAGUGAGAAGCGUCAGAUGGAGCCUGGAGGAGAGCUGUCAGAUGAAGACUCCAACGACUACGAGAACGUGUGAGCUGCUAAGGUAGGAGGCAGGGACUCUGAGGAGGGGCCUGAAGCACGGCUCCUUCUUCAUGAAUUGAGACUCAGGUACCCAGCUGGAAACCACAUGACGUGGUCUGUCCUGCCAGAUUCGUAGCCACUGCAGGGUCUAGUGAAGACCCUUGAUCACCGUUGUAUUUCGGUGGAUUCGUUUGGUUAGGCUACAAAGAGGCAGAAACGAGUGGGAGCUAAGAGGCCCACAAGAGCAGAGGUUUGAGGAAGCCAGAAAGAAAUCCUUCUCAGGCAGGUUGCUGUUCUCUCUCGUAUCAGCUUAAGAAUGUUUGCUGAAACUGCCUUAUAGGACUGUUAGGAGGUUAAAAAUGGGAGAGUCCUUUAGCUCACAGUGGAUACAUGUAGUCCAAAAUCAUUGCCUUUACUGAUACCAGCAGGCUGCAAAGCCAGAAUACAGAUUAGUUUGUAAUCCAGGAAGAGGCAGAAGGAAGGAGGAAGGUGGGAUGGGGUUGGGGGACAACUUCCUCUUGAAAAUGAGUGUGGACAACCAAAUGCGGGGGGAAAGCACAGAAUAAUGGGAACCCUCGCUCAUUGCUGAAGGAGUUGCAAAGCAUGAUAGCAUCCACUCUGGAAAACUGUUUGGCAGUUUCUUAUGAAUAUACACUUAUUAGACAACCCAGCCUUUCCUCUAUUAGGUAUUUACUCAAGUGAAUGGAAAGCUUGUGUUCACACACACACACACACAAAACCCAUGCAUGACUGUUUAUAGCAGCUUUAUUCAUAAUUCCCAAAACCUAGAAAUAAUUCAGAUGUCCUUCAACAGCAAGCUGUCCUAUAUCCACACAGUGAGUUUAUCCAUACUCAGCAGCAAAAAGGAGUGAAGUGUUGGUUCAUGCAACAGCAUGGGCAGAUAUUAAAUGCAUGUUGCUGAGUGAAAGAAGCUAGACCUAAAAACCUAAAUAUUGUAUGAUUCCAUUUCUAUGAUAUCAUAGAAUAGGCAAAAUUAAAGGAAUGGUGGUGGGGAGGGUAUAGCUCAAGUGGUAGAGUGCAUGCCUAGCAUAUGCAUAAGGCCCUGGGUUCAAUCCCCAGCACCGCCAUUAGAAAUAAAUAAACAAAUAAACGAACAAACAAGCCUAACUACCUCUAACCCUUCCCCCCCCAAAAAAAUUAAAGGGUUGGAAAACAGAGGAGUGGUUGGCAAGUUUGGGGAAAGGGGAGUGGUUUAUAACAAAGGAGCUAUACAGGGGAACAUUUGGGAUGAUGGAGCUCUUCUGUAUGGUAUUAUGGUGAAGGAAACAUGACGGUAUUUGUCAAAACACACACACAUACACAAAGUAUAGGGCACAAAGAGUGACUUUUAUUGUAUGCAAAUUUUUGAAAAAUUCACCAAACUGUCAGGGGAACCCACGAUAAAAUGCAGAUUGUAAAAAAAAAGUCAAGCUGUAUUACAAAUGUUUGACAUAAUUUCGCCGAUGGGAGUGGGGAAAGCAAAUAAGCUGGCCUAAUUAACUUUGGAAAACAGUGUUUCUCCUCGAAACUGUAAGAUAAAGACACAAAGAACUGGAACACCAGCACUGCAGUCUAGUUGGUAAAUUUGUAUCUCAUGGGAGUAUAGUUUAGCAAUUCUGAAACUAUUUAAAUGUGUACUUGGGUUGAACAAAUAAGUAAAUAUAUAAUAGAUAAGGAGAGGCAGGUUUCCUACUGUCAGAGAAAAGUGACAAUAAGCAAGUAGGAAAGGAAAUACAGACAUGUGUGCAUACAGGCUGGCAUACAUAUAUAUUUCCUAACUGUCCACUAGAUCAUCUGGAAGCAAUGAGUGCACUUAGCACUCAGAUCUUGGUUUCUAUCUAAACUUGGCACACAUCACCUUGACCAUGUGGUCAAGGUUAACUCACCAGUAACAAGUCAUGUUGCUGUAUGAUCAAGGACAUGGGUGCUUAACCUCUGUGGUAUUCUUCCCCAAAUCCACAACCCUAGUUUUAUCAUAAGAAGCAUCAGAACAUUGGCUGACAUCUUACAAAUACUGACCAGAACACUUAAAAGUGUUAAGAGUUGUGAAAGACGAGGGAAGACUGAGAAGCUGUCAGACUGGAGGAGACCAGGGAGGCAUGACGACUAAAUGUAACAUGGUGUCGUGGAUGGGAUCCUCGUACAGAGAAAGAACAUUGUGGGGAAAAUGUGAAAUGAAAAAAAAAAAAGAAGAAGGUUCAUAUUUUAGUUAAUAGUAUUGUAUCAAUGUUAAUUUCUUGGUUUUGAUAAACGUACUAUGGCUAUGUAAUUUACAUUAGGGGAAGCUGGGUGGAAGGUAUACCAGAACUCUCCGUACUAUUUUUGCAACUCUUCUGUAAGUUAUGUCAAAGUGAAAAUAACUUUUCUAUAAGUUAUGUCAAAGUAAGAAUAAUUUUAAAGCAUGGACAAAGCUGGGAGCUCAGAGUGAAGAUGUCUAGGCUCAUUCCACUUAAAUAAAUGUGCCUUCUGUGAAAUGGACAGAAAAUAAAGCGCAUUAUAUAAUCGGUCUGGA